Molecule: messenger RNA, 720 nt
Organism: Mycotypha africana
Lineage: Eukaryota; Fungi; Mucoromycota; Mucoromycetes; Mucorales; Mycotyphaceae
Exons: 2
Coding region: 1-477 (158 amino acids)
Source: RefSeq, a predicted model, not a curated record
AUGCGUAACAUCAACGAUGACAUUGACUAUCUUUCUGUUGAAGAGAAGCCAAGCUUGAAAGGAGUUAAAAGCGACCUCAAAAAAGGCAAAGCUUUACAACAAUGCAUGCUGAAGAUGUGGACGAAACACUUUCACACAGCAACAAUUAUGAAUCAAUUUGAAGCCAUUACAUGUCCGUUUUUUAUGCCAGCAGAAGAGACUCAUGGUGCUUCGUUUGCUCGCCUCCUUACUGCUGUACUUUCGCUCAAACGUGUAGUGCUUCUCAAUUACACGAAGCUUAACAGGCUUCUUCAGCCUAAAUACAACCAUGAGAUAGAGAUGAUGCGGUUUUCUAUUGAUAAUGAAGAUCUUCUGCUACGUUCCGACAGCUCUGCUGGCUUAGAUUUGCAAGACAAGCAGAAUAUGGGUAACUUAGUGGUUGACUGCAUUGAUAACGCUUUGGAAGAGGAAAUGUCAACAGCCAUUAAAGAUGCUUAAGAUAGAAAAAAAAAUAUUCUUUCCUUUGCCCAACUGGGAAGAUUUCAUUAUGGAAAAAGUUGCAAAGAAACGAAAGAGAGAAUAAACUUUACUGAAUAAAUGUUUAACUAUCCUUUCACAUAUAAUGAUUAUCUAUUUAUGAUUUAGAAUUAAGAAAGAGUAUUUGCAUUAAACAGUCUGAUAUAUCCAGUUACUUUAAAAGACUUAUAUAAAAAAUAAAAUAAGACAGUAAAAUGACCAGAC